Molecule: messenger RNA, 2725 nt
Organism: Sceloporus undulatus (fence lizard)
Lineage: Eukaryota; Metazoa; Chordata; Lepidosauria; Squamata; Phrynosomatidae
Gene: SNX27
Product: sorting nexin 27
Exons: 13
Coding region: 107-1876 (589 amino acids)
Biological process (GO): signal transduction; intracellular protein transport
Cellular component (GO): early endosome
Molecular function (GO): phosphatidylinositol-3-phosphate binding; protein binding
Source: RefSeq, a predicted model, not a curated record
GGAGGCGAGGCCAGGGGGCGUGGCCGGUCGCGUGACCGGGCGCGAGGGCCUCGGAGGGGAGCCGCGGCGUCGUCGUCGUCGUCCUCCUCUUCCUCUCCGCGCCAAGAUGGCGGACGAGGCGAGCGAGGGCCUGCCUCCGCGGUCGGUGCUGCCGGGGCCCUUGAGGGGCGGAGGGGGCGGCGGAGGCGGUUCGGGCUCGGUGUCCUCGUCGUCGUCGUCGGCGCCUGCGGUCGGCGGCGCUCCCUCGGCUGCCGUCCAGGGCCCGCGCGUGGUCCGCAUCGUGAAGUCGGAGUCCGGCUACGGCUUCAACGUCCGGGGCCAAGUCAGCGAAGGCGGGCAGCUGCGCAGCAUCAACGGGGAGCUCUACGCGCCGCUGCAGCACGUCUCGGCCGUCCUGGGAGGAGGAGCCGCCGAGAGGGCCGGCGUCCGGAAGGGGGACCGCAUCCUCGAGGUGAACGGCGUGAACGUUGAAGGGGCGACCCACAAGCAGGUGGUGGACCUGAUCCGGGCUGGAGAGAAGGAGCUGAUUCUCACGGUCUUGUCGGUGCCGCCGCACGAGGCAGACAACCUCGACCCGAGCGACGACUCACUGGGCCAGUCCUUCUACGAUUACACGGAGAAGCAAGCAGUGCCCAUCUCCAUCCCCACCUACAAGCAUGUGGAACAGAAUGGUGAGAAGUUUGUGGUUUACAAUGUUUACAUGGCGGGGCGGCAGCUUUGUUCAAAGCGGUACCGUGAAUUCGCCAUCUUGCAUCAGAACCUGAAGAGGGAGUUUGCCAAUUUCACAUUUCCUCGCCUGCCGGGCAAAUGGCCAUUCUCAUUAUCGGAACAGCAGCUGGAUGCCAGGCGAAGAGGGCUCGAGGAAUACCUCGAAAAAGUAUGUUCCAUUCGGGUCAUUGGGGAAAGUGACAUCAUGCAGGAGUUCUUAUCGGAGUCGGACGAGAACUACAACGGGGUGUCAGACGUGGAACUCCGAGUGGCCCUUCCGGACAUCACGACAGUGACCGUCCGGGUCAAGAAGAACAGCACCACAGACCAGGUGUAUCAGGCUGUUGCCGCCAAAGUGGGCAUGGACAGCACGACUGCAAAUUACUUUGCCUUGUUCGAAGUGAUAAAUCACUCUUUUGUGCGGAAACUGGCUCCCAACGAAUUCCCCCAUAAACUCUACGUGCAAAACUACACUUCGGCCGUGCCAGGGACCUGCCUGACAAUCCGGAAAUGGCUCUUCACCACGGAAGAGGAGAUCCUUCUGAACGACAAUGACUUGGCGGUCACCUAUUUCUUCCACCAGGCUGUCGAUGACGUGAAGAAGGGAUACAUCAAAGCCGAAGAGAAGUCCUACCAACUGCAGAAACUCUGCGAGCAAAGGAAGAUGGUCAUGUAUCUCAACAUGUUGCGGACUUGUGAGGGUUACAACGAGAUCAUCUUCCCGCACUGCUCCUGUGACUCCCGCCGCAAGGGUCACGUCAUCACAGCCAUCAGCAUCAAGCACUUUAAACUCCACGCCUGCACCGAGGAGGGCCAGCUAGAGAACCAGGUAAUAGCUUUUGAAUGGGACGAGAUGCAGCGAUGGGACACAGACGAGGAGGGCAUGGCCUUCUGCUUCGAAUACGCCCGAGGGGAAAAGAAGCCGCGAUGGGUUAAAAUCUUCACCCCUUACUUUAACUACAUGCACGAGUGUUUUGAGCGCGUUUUCUGUGAACUCAAGUGGCGGAAAGAGGUGGAAGAGGAAGCAACAGACAAGGAUAACAAGAACUGCAGUAAAGACAAUAUGUGCAGCAAGGUAACAAACAGCGGGUGGGAAGAUAAUGCUUUUCUUAGAUUACAGAACAUCUUUCAGGUGAUGCGGACACAGCACAGAGACAUUACGACUUAGCCCUGAGCCACCUUGGACAAAACAAAAACCCACCCGUAUUAUCCCUUCCUUUGCCCUCUCCUUAAAAAUUUAACACUUUUAAAAAUGAAAAAGGAAAAAAAAAACAGAAGGAAAUGGUUUAUUGUAUUCAAGCCCUUAAAACUAAAUAUUAAUACCAUUUGUGAAUUUAAUGUUAAGCAACUUUUGGGGCGGGGAUCCAGAAAUAAGGGAGCCGGGAGUUCGGUUUAUUUCCAACAAAAAUGGGUUGUUUUCGACUUUGUCCCCCCCCCCCCCCUUUCCCCCUUUUCCUUGUUGUUGAAAGAUGGACUAUGCCGAGGGAUUGCUCAUUUCUUCCUUCCUCCCUUCGUCGUUUGUUUUUUUACAACUGGAUAUAGAUAUGUACAUCCAUUUGCACUGUUUUGGACAUAUAUAUGUAUGUAUGUAAAAAAAAAUUAUAUAUACAAACUAUCACGCACGUAUAUACAUAUAUAUAAUUUUCAUAUCGACGGCUGUUACUUUUGGGGCGCUUGUAUUUCUACGCAGAGGGGUCCGUCCUCCUGGAUUUGUUGUGGUAAAACUCUAGAAGAAGGAAAAGGGGAAAGAGAGAAAGAGAUGAAAAGAAAAACAAAUAGCGUUAAAGGAACUGCCUCUCUCUGUAUGUAGGAAUUUACUGGCGCUUUCGAUUUUUGAUGCCAUCCAACCCUCAAAGCUGAUUCGGACAUUUAAAGUUUAGAGGUGUUUUGUUUUUGUUUUAUCGGGACGAGUUUCUUCUCGCUCCUUUUGAGGCUGCAUUUCAGAAGUCGGUGGGAGGGAAGAGAAGCCUUGCAACGUCGGCACUUUGGGGAAUAAAACGAUUUGGGUUUCGUCUCA